AUGCCCCUUCUCUCUAAAAGAAAAAGAAAAGCUAGAAAUCGCAGUAGAAAUGUUAAAGGACAGUACAACGGCGAAGAUGAUGUGUUAGAUGAAUUGAGUGAAUUAUAUAAUAGGAAUGAUGAUGAUGUUAGCAAUAGAAGCAAGGAUUUGAAUGUUGAUGAUUUAGAUGGAUGGGAUGAUACUAAGAAUAUUGAAACUGUUCAAGAAUUUAACUUAGUAUGGAAAAAUGACAAUCAAUUAGAAAAAAUCAAACGAGGCCUAUAUAUGAAAGGCAAGACACCAAAGUCAACUUAUUAUGAUAAAUAUGGACUGAAUAGAACUUAUACUAAAGCAGCAGUUGGUACCAAAAAAAUUACCAGCUUUUUUAAUAAUACUAAAUCUAAUGAAUUAGAAGCGUCAAGCGAUUUAGAAUUAUGUGCCUCAAGCAAUUCAGAAAGUGAAGUUGACUUAUAUGCCUGUAAAGCAAAAGAUUUAAAAAAACAGUUAGAACAAGACCAUAAUAAAUUAAUAGUUAAAGAAUAUAACUAUAAAAGGGCCAUUUUUGAAUAUCUUAGUUUGCUAAGUAAUAACAAUGGACGUGGCAAAAUUAAAGCUAGUUUGGAGGUUGCGCAAAAGAUAUUUAUCGAUGGUGGUGUAUGGAAAGCACGAAAAAUACAAUACCUUACAAAAUAUUGGUUACUUAAUGAUAAACUUCCACCGUCUAGACAUGGAAAACACCAAAAAACAAUUAGAAUAAUUGACGAUGAAGAUAUUAAAGAUAAAUGCCAUACUUGGAUUAGAAGUCAAAAUUUUAAAGUUAAUCUUGCUGGACUUAAAAAAUUUAUCGAAGAGGA
This is a messenger RNA of Racocetra fulgida, 833 nucleotides long. NCBI's taxonomy places the organism in Eukaryota, Fungi, Glomeromycota, Glomeromycetes, Diversisporales, Gigasporaceae. The record is from the annotation of a GenBank genome assembly.